GUCAGAGAUCCACGGAUCAAAAUACCACCCACCGGAUAAAAGCCCUGCCUCUCGAAUGUUAGGGUUUCUCGACUCCCUUUUCUCUCACCGCACUCGAUCUCUCCACUGCGGCGGAUCGCCCUCCCUACCUCCAAAUCCGUCACCAUGAUCAUCCCCAAGAAGAAUCGCCAUGAGAUCUGCAAGUACCUCUUCCAAGAGGGAGUUUUGUACGCGAAGAAGGAUUACAACCUCGCGAAGCACCCAGAUAUUGAUGUGCCGAACCUCCAGGUGAUAAAGCUGAUGCAGAGCUUCAAGUCGAGGGAGUACGUGAGGGAGACGUUCGCCUGGCAGCACUACUACUGGUACCUCACCAACGACGGCAUCGAGUACCUCCGCACCUUCCUCAACCUCCCCUCCGAGAUCGUUCCUGCCACCCUAAAGAAGUCCGCCAAGCCCCCCUCCCGCCCCUUUGGCGCCGGCCCGCCCGGCGACCGCCCCAGGGGCCCGCCUCGCUUCGAGGGUGAUAGGCCGAGGUUUGGAGACAGGGACGGCUACCGUGGAGGCCCUCGUGGUGCUCCAGGUGAUUUUGGCGGGGAUAAGAGUGGUGCUCCUCCUGAGUUCCAGCCAUCGUUCAGGGGAACUGGUGGUAGGCCUGGUUUUGGCCGUGGUGGUGGUGGAUUUGGGGCUGGUCCGGCAUCCUCAAUGGAGUAGUUCUAAGCUUUUGCCUUUUGUGCUGUCACUGCCUCAUUACAUGCUUGUAGCUCUUUUAAGAAAUUUUGUAGUGGUGAACAGUUCUUUCUUUGGAUGAAAUUUAUUGAUAGGACUGGUUUAUUUCUGUAGACCAUCUUGUUGCCUGUUUUUUGGGAUCAUGUUGAACAGUCUUUUACCACUAAGAAAAAUUUAGUCCUUUAAAUGCAGUGCUGUAGAA
Messenger RNA from Elaeis guineensis (African oil palm), 907 nucleotides. RefSeq names its product small ribosomal subunit protein eS10z. Gene Ontology annotation, cellular component: cytosolic small ribosomal subunit. The record is from RefSeq and is a predicted model, not a curated record. NCBI's taxonomy places the organism in Eukaryota, Viridiplantae, Streptophyta, Magnoliopsida, Arecales, Arecaceae. Gene Ontology annotation, molecular function: structural constituent of ribosome; RNA binding.